Messenger RNA from Lampris incognitus (smalleye Pacific opah), 3810 nucleotides. It is a transcript of the gene alg8, whose product is annotated as ALG8 alpha-1,3-glucosyltransferase. Gene Ontology annotation, cellular component: endoplasmic reticulum membrane. Gene Ontology annotation, biological process: protein N-linked glycosylation. Lineage: Eukaryota; Metazoa; Chordata; Actinopteri; Lampriformes; Lampridae. Gene Ontology annotation, molecular function: dolichyl pyrophosphate Glc1Man9GlcNAc2 alpha-1,3-glucosyltransferase activity. The record is from RefSeq and is a predicted model, not a curated record. The coding region runs from base 1 to 1566 and encodes 521 amino acids. The transcript has 13 exons.
AUGGCGGCGCCCUCUGUGGACAGUUGGAGCUGGUUUCCUGUUGUAGCACUCGGCGUUUCAUUUCUGAAAUGCCUUCUCAUUAACGCAUAUCAUUCCACAGACUUCGAGGUGCACAGGAACUGGCUCGCCAUCACCCAUAGCCUUCCCUUGUCCAGAUGGUACCAUGAGAACACAUCAGAGUGGACCCUGGACUACCCUCCGCUGUUUGCCUGGUUCGAGUACAGCUUGUCCCAUGUGGCCUGGUACUUUGACCAGGACAUGCUGGUUGUGGAAAACCUAAACUAUGCCAGCUCCGCUACCAUUCUCUUCCAGAGGCUGUCAGUCAUCUUCACUGACUUGGUGUUUAUCUACGCUGUUAGAGAGUGCUGCAGGAGUGUAGGAGACAACAAAGGCUCCAAGGACCUGCUGAGACGGCCAUCUUUCAUUUUGGCUGUGCUGCUUCUGUGGAACUUUGGUCUCCUCAUUGUUGAUCAUAUUCAUUUCCAGUACAAUGGAUUUUUGUUUGGCAUUCUCCUCCUGUCACUGGCAAGACUUUUACAGUCCAGGCACCUGGAGGGGGCGCUGCUAUUUGCCAUUUUGCUGAACCUGAAGCACAUCUACCUGUACAUUGCUCCUGCAUAUGGCAUAUACCUCCUAAGGAGUUACUGUUUCACUCAGGACAAUGGUAAUGGAUCUGUGAGGUGGAGGAGUUUUAGUCCUGUCCACCUCAUCGCUCUUGGAAUCAUUGUUAUUGCUGUGUGUGCUGUGUCCUUUGGCCCGUUCAUUGCUAUGGGUCAGCUGGCACAGGUUCUGUCCAGGCUCUUCCCCUUUAAGAGGGGCCUGUGCCACGCCUACUGGGCCCCAAACUUCUGGGCCCUCUACAACAUCGUGGACAAGGCCCUGUCAGUGAUCGGUGUUCGUCUGAAGCUGCUGGACGUGGCCAAGCUUCCCAAGGCGUCCAUGACUGGGGGGCUGGUACAGGAGUUCCAGCAUGCUGUCCUCCCCUCCAUCUCACCAUCAAUCACACUCGUCUGCACACUGCUCACCAUCCUGCCAGCAGUGUGGAGCAUCUGGCAUAGGCCCCGUGAAGCCAGGGUCUUUCUGCGCUGCCUGGUUGUCUGUGCACUGGGCUCCUUCAUGUUCGGCUGGCAUGUUCAUGAGAAAGCCAUUCUCAUAGCAAUCCUGCCACUCAGCAUACUGGCAGUUGAAAGCAGAGACGAUGCAGGGAUCUUCUUGGUGCUGGCCACUACGGGGCAUUACUCCCUAUUUCCACUUCUCUUCACCCCAGCAGAGCUACCCAUCAAAGUCCUCCUGAUGCUUUUGUUUACCAUUUACUCUUUCACCGCUCUGAGGAAACUGUUCAGUGGACAGGUUCCCCUUCUCUGCCCCCUGGAAGCUGUGUACCUCUGUGGCCUGGUUGUCAUAGAGAUCCUCUGUGAGAUUGUCUACCCCCUAUCGCCAUGGCAGCAGACCCUUCCCUUCCUCCCCCUGCUGGCCACAUCAGUAUACUGUGCGCUGGGUAUCUCCUAUUCCUUCAUCCGUCUGUGCAUCUCUUUGCUGAUGCCGACCAAAGUAAAGCAGCUCUGAGAGAGACAGCAGCAUAUCUCCAUCUAGUUGCCCAGAGAGAACGACUGCUAACCAUGUCAACACAGGUUAGACCUCUGAAAUAAUCAGUCAGUCACUGAACACCCACGUGCCCCUGCUCUAGUGUUCUUGAGCAAGACACUAGACUGGUACUUGCUCUCCCACCGAAAGUCAUUUUGGAUAAAAUCUUGAGUUGGAUCCCCAAAACGUUAGUCCUCUUCUCUUUUUGGAUUCUAAUUGGGAUGCGGGGUCUGCUUAUGAGUGCCUGGGUCAGUAACCUCAGGCACACUUCGACUUUGACAUUUAUGGGGGUAAUGGGGAUCGAAACCCAGGGUUUCUGGAUAGAGAAUGACUUCACUCACCUUGAGAUCAUCCUGCUCAUCUACAGUUGUGAACAAAGAACAAAUUUGAUGUGAAAUUGCAAGGCAGUCUACCACUAAACUACACUGACCCCUUUGGUUCCUUACUGAGCGAUGUCAAGUCAAGUCAGUUUUAUUUGUAUAGCCCAUUGUCACAAAUUACAAAUUUGCCUCAGUGGGCAAUGUGAUAUUUUUUUUUUUCAGCGAACAACUGUCCACCCUUUGGCUACUUAUUAUGGCAGAACAAAAUGUCAAUUUCAAAUAACAUCAAUCUCAAGACAUAUACAGGAUAUAACAACCGUUUUGCUCCACCUUCGUUUGAUCAGAAGGCAGAGGCAAGCAGAAUCCCAUCUGUUGCUUAGUGUAAUGCCAGCACUUCUGUAUGUUAGUCAUCAUUGGAAAGGGGAGCUGAUAAUUAAUGGUAUUAGUAUUUGGACUGACACAAAGGAACAACAAGAAACUUCUUACAAAAAAAGUAUGUUUUGGGUCACAAAUCAAACUGCAAAUGAGAAAAGUUAGGAAAGGAGGUAGGUAAAAAAGACCCCAAAUCAAGUUGACCAUUUGUUGAUUUUGUUUUUCUUUUUUUUCAUAGAUAGACUUCUGUUAAACAGAAAUUAUGUCCUCUCAUUGGUUAAUGCAAUCCUUACCAAAGUAUGUAUACUGUCUAAAAAAAAGUCUUGUUUUAAUUUGCAAAUAUAUGUGACAAAAAUCAGGAGAAAACUAGAAAGAUCAGCCAAUGAGCUUCCAGGUUCAUGACAUGUUUAGCCAUAGCAACACAUUUUAUUAUGGACAACUUAUGGGUAGAUGUUUCUGUAUAGUGAUUGAUCAGCACAUCUGAAACGAGUCUUUGAUCUCUUUAUGGAGCUCAAAUUACCUGUUACACUUUAUGCUAGAAUACUUACAGCAUCCAAAAUACUUUCUUGGACAAAUUGGUGAAGUUGCAUCUUACAGUUGUACAUCUCACAAUAUAUUAUAAUGUAUUUCCGUUUCUGAUUUGAUUUCAAAGUAAUAAUAGUGUAAAAACACUUAACUGCAGAUGGCUCUUUUCUCAGAAAGGAAAUUAUUUUAUAAGCAAAGGAUGGGCGCAACAAGUGACUCUUUUUUUGGGGGGAGGAUUUCCCCCCCCCUUUCUCUCCCCAAUUGUUUCCGGCCUAUUACCCCACUCUUCCGAGCCAUCCCGGUUGCUGCUUCACCCCACUGCCAAUCUGGGGAGGGCUGCAGACUACCACCUGUCUUCUCCAGUACAUGUGGAGUCGCUAGCCACUUCUUUUCACCUGACAGUGAGGAGUUUCGCCAGGGGGACAUAGCGCGUGUGAGGGUCACGCUAUUCACCCCAGUCCCCCCCCCCCCCCUCGAACAGGCGUCCCGACCGACCAGAGGAGGCGCUAGUGCAGUGACCAGGACACACACCCACAUCCAGCUUCCCACCCGCAGACACGGUCAAUUGUGUCUGUAAGGACGCCUGACCAAGCCGGAGAUAACACAGGAAUUCGAACUGGCGAUCCCCCAUGUUGGUAGGCAACGGAAUAGACCGCUACACUACCCGGAUGCCCCGACAAGUGACUUUUGAUAGUGACACAUUACAUGCUUUGAUUUUGUAUUCAAGUAGUACUUGGUUGAAUUUUUAUUUGCUUUUUUGCCCCAUAAAGCCCAAACCCCAAACCCUCCACAUGAGAAAUGAUAAGUCAUAUAGUGUCCCUUUCAGGUAAUUUACUAUUUAGAGUAUCUGAAGUACAGAUAUGAAUUCCAUAUGGAGAUAAAAGGUAAUGAUAAAAGAUGAUGUUUUACAUGAAAAAAACAAAACAAAACAAAAAAUGGACCAAAGUACAAUUCAGGACUAUGAUGGUUGACAUUUACACUGUAUUUUCUAUCUUUUGAAAUAAAACAA